AUGGGGUGUAAGAGCACGACGGAGUUGUCUUCGGCGCACCACCGGCCCUCUUCGCGACUCUCGCGCGACGACUCCUCGAUGGAUGAGGACUCUUCCACUCCCGUCUUCGGAUCUGGCGUGCACGUCGGCCGUGCCGGCAACGUCGACUUGUCGGGUCGCGAGCUCGACGUGCUGGGACCGCACAUGGUGAACAUGAUAAAUGAGGACGACCUGCACCGCACCGCCACCUCGCUCACCUUGUCGAACAACAAGCUCUACGCGCUUGCGAAGGAGCUGCCGAUGCUGACGAAUCUGCGCGAGCUGGAUAUCGACCACAACCGGUUUCAGCGCUUUCCUCAGGUUUUGGUGCAGCUGCCGCGGCUGUGGCGCAUUAACGCGAGCUUUAAUCCCAUUGAGAGCGUCCGUGGCUUCGACGUGCUGCCGCGGCUUGUGUCUCUGAAGUCGCUGAACGUGCGCAACUGCGGCUUGAAGGAGAUCCCCAUGGCGGUGAUCCAGUGCGAGCUACUCGAAGACCUUGACAUAGGCAACAAUCCCGAGAUCAAAAUCACAGGAGUUGCCCUGCACCGUCUUGUACGACUGCGGAAGCUUGGUGUGGCGAACUGCAACCUCGGCGGGCGCACGCUGCCCAACACGAUUAAGCGCAUGAAGCUGAAGGCGUUGGACAUCUCCGGCAACAACUUCACCUUCAACGAUCCUCAUUUCUUCGGAAGCGUGCUGCCCAAGACGUUGGUGGAGCUGCACCUCGCCGGGAUGAAGCUCACCGCCCCGCCCGCGGUGAUUGCGCUCUUGAAGCACCUGAGCUAUCUCGACCUGGCCGAGAACCCCAUCGAGACGCUUGACGUGUUGGCCGGCCGCGUGAUGAAGCGGCUGCCGCACGUGUCCAGCAACGGCACGGUGGCCACGAACGGCACCAACGCCAUGACAGAGGUGCCGGAGGAAGACGAGGAGAACGAAUUCGAGGAGGAGGAAACCGCCACGCAGGCGUCAGGCGGUGGGGCGAGCAACGCCACCAGCCGCGUCAGCCUCAGCAAGGUCAGCAAAGCCGGCAUCGUGGCGCACGUUACACAGCCGAUCCCGCUGAAGCGGCUGUCACUGCGGGCCUGCGGCUUCCGCAUGGUUCCCAAGUACUUCCACAAGCUGGACCACCUAGAGGAGCUGGACCUGUCGGAGAACGAAAACCUCGACGACCCCAACAUGACUCUCUUCUCGUUGCAGAGUCUGGUUACGCUGAACAUCAUCGGCUGCCCCUUCGCCGAGGACCCGUCGCAGUCGCGCAAUGAGUGGUUUGACAUCGGUAAGCUGCGCGACCUGCGCAACAUCCAGUGGGAGGUGUGGAAGAGCGAGCACAACAUGAGCCCCUAUCGCACAAGGAUCCCCAUCGAGCUCUGCGGCCUGCGUCUCAAGACGUUAAACGAGGUGCAGCUGCGCAAGAACCUGUUCACCGGCGACAUGAUCGAAACGGUCAUCAACUUGCUGUCGGACGGCUACUUCAAGGCGGAUUUGUCGGUGGAUGAGAUGGUGCUGUUUAGCCACAUGGCCGCAAUUAAGUCUUUCGCAGAUGCGGAGCGCUUCUUCUUUCCGCGCGCGGUCGCGGAGACGGCGAGUAUCGCGUGUCCGGUCGCGCCCGCCGCGCUCGGCGAGGUGCACCUGAAGAUCGCCAUUAGCCGCUACAUCUUCUUUUUAGCCAUGCAGGCCGCGAACUUUGACGCCGUGAUCAUCCCGCCGCUGGAUGUGAUGGUGAUCCACUACGCCCAGCUCACCACGAACCCACUGAACUACCGCGCCGACUGCGAGGCGGUGUGCGGGCGCAUCCUCAACUGCAACUACCGUACCUUCUUCGCCGAGCAGCGGAAGCACCAGGCGGAGGCGCGGAGUGUCGUCGAUGCAUCGCGUCGCAUCUGGAACUUGAUGGUGCGUUCCGCGCAGCGGGAUUUGGUCUGGCUGCGCUACGACUUCUGGGACAAGCGGCUGCGCACAGCGCAGGAGCCAAAUGGAAGUGGCGCCGCCUCUGCGACCGGCGAGAACGCAGCGGCGAUCCCCAAGACGCUUCCGCUGUUGAUGGGCCGGAGCGAGGCGGAAAUCAUGCAGGACUGGCAGGCGCUGCAGGCGAUCGACUCCGCCGGCGAUCUGGCGGGGGUGCUGGACCAGGCGAUUACCUCGCACUUUUCAGAGAAGGGCGUGGCAGAGUUCGCCGGCACCAUCGCCUCCUUCUUUAAGAUGAACCACUGCUUUAUCCGACACGAGGACUCGCUGUGGAAGGCGGAUCUGGACUGGACCCGCUACGUUAAGUUCUUAACCUUGUACGCGUACCGCUGCGCGGUGCUGGAGGAGAACAACGCCUACGUGAUGGAGCCGAUCGCGGAUGAGGAAGGCAACCUGUGCCCACCCACCCGCACCACCUCGGUGCUCGGCAAGCACUACGACAAGAUGUUCGACCGGAGCUUCGCCAGUUCAACCAAGUACCUGCCGCAGCCGUCCGAGGCACCGGGGAAUAACAACGGUACCGCGGACGGCACCCGCGCCACCGGCGAGGAGGGGUCCUCGAUCCCGCAGACGCGCACGCAGAGCGGCGUCACGCGACGCUCGCCCUCGACGCUGCUGCAGGCACGCAAGUCGAACAAGCGCCUGACAAUGGUGCAGCAGCUCGAGGGCAACCCGGUGCCAAGCAUCGGCAUCUCCUUCAUGCUCCACGCCCACCGCACCUCGCAGUUGAAGUACUACCAGUCGCUUUCGUUGUUUGCGAUUGAGAACGUGGAUGUGACGUGGGAGGCGACCUCCGACCGCGUCCUGAAGCAGACGCAGAACGCGUGGAUGGCGCUGUACGACGAGGCGUACGUCAGCGAAAACAAAGACAUGCCGUUCGCCUACAUCAUCAAGGACGGCGUGCUCAUGCCUUCGAACGAUCCGUGGGUGAAGGAAGAGGAGGAGGAGCCUUCCCCGAUAGAUGCGGCGGCGAAGGCCCCGGCCACACUGGCGGCGACCAAGGCAAAGAAAGAGGCAGAGGCGGCCAAGCAUCGCUACUCCUACAAUCCUGCGACAAGGCCAGGCCCGUCGGUGGUGCGGCACAAGUCAAAGAGACCGGGCGCUGACGUCGGCCGCAACGUCACCUUCUGCAGCGCGGACACCGAAUUCGGUGUCUUCUAA
Messenger RNA from Leptomonas pyrrhocoris, 3144 nucleotides. RefSeq lists its product as hypothetical. The record is from RefSeq and is a predicted model, not a curated record. The transcript has a single exon. NCBI's taxonomy places the organism in Eukaryota, Euglenozoa, Kinetoplastea, Trypanosomatida, Trypanosomatidae. Gene Ontology annotation, molecular function: protein binding. The coding region runs from base 1 to 3144 and encodes 1047 amino acids.